Colletotrichum karsti is the source of this 360-nucleotide messenger RNA. RefSeq lists its product as uncharacterized. Lineage: Eukaryota; Fungi; Ascomycota; Sordariomycetes; Glomerellales; Glomerellaceae. The transcript has 5 exons. The record is from RefSeq and is a predicted model, not a curated record. Bases 1 to 360 code for a protein of 119 amino acids.
AUGCGCUUUCAGUCUUCUGCCUUGGCGGCUGUCGCCUUCCUUGUCCUUUCUGUUGAGGCAAGAUGGCAUUAUUCAUGCACUUGCCACAACGGCGGGAGCUACAUCUGGCGCAUCACGAGCAAUGCUUGCUCUUCCUACAAUUCCUACAUCUUCCAGACGUGGCCUGACAGUCAGAACUCUGUGAGAUACGACACUCCCAGCGGACGGUGCACCUCGGUCGGUCCUGGCGGUAACGUCAUCGACGGCGAUACGAUGGAGAGGAUGUGCAAGGAGACGGCCCAAAAUGGCUUUCCAUGUGCGAACAACAAUGCCCACACCUGUUUCGCGGAGCCCGACUCCGUGUCGUCGUGGUGCGACUAG